AUGGCGAACGAUGCUCUUCAUGAAGAUGAUAAGCAUCAUCCCUAUCUCUCAGGCAACUUUGCCCCAAUCCAGUCAUGUCUUCCGUUGACAGCAUGCUCGUAUGAGGGCACGAUACCAGUUGACCUCGCAGGAGGCCAGUAUGUUCGCAAUGGCGGUAACCCCCUCACUAAUGACGACCCAACUCGAGCUGCGCAUUGGUUUGAUGGCGACGGCAUGCUCAGCGGGGUCCUCUUUCGGCGCGUGGGCGAGAAGCAGACCCAAAUCCAGCCCGAGUUCGUGAACCAGUACUUGUUGACGGACGUCUACUGUUACGCCAAAGAGAGCAAGUCUCUACGUCGGCCCGUCCUGCCCAGCAUUGCGACGCUUGUUAACCCAGCCCUCAGCAUGUUCCGCAUCAUUUUUGAGGUUUUUCGCACCAUAUUCCUGGUACUCCUGUCACGACUUCCUGGGACUGGGCGAUCGAUCAAGAAGAUCAGCGUCGCGAAUACCAGUGUGCUUUUCCACAACGGUCGCGCGCUGGCAACAUGCGAAAGCGGGCCGCCUCUGAGAUUUGCUCUGCCGAGCCUCGAGACCAUCGGCUGGUUCAAUGGACGAGUUGCUGAAAACGAGCCGAGGAGUAUCAGCGAAAGCGGUUUUGGAGGAACCGGUGUCACGUCCUUCAUGAAGGAAUGGACUACCGCCCACCCGCGCGUUGAUCCAGUCACAAAGGAGCUCAUUACCUUCCACUCAACCUUCAUCAAGCCCUUUGUGCGGUACUCUGUCGUUCCUCCAACAUCGUCGAAACUAGCAACAAGCCAGGCCAUGUUCGAUGUGGCAGUUCCCGGAGUUGAGUCGCCGAAGAUGAUGCACGACUUUGGUGUGUCCCGGCGGCACACCGUCAUCAUGGACCUCCCGCUUUCACUCGACCCGAUGAACCUGAUCCGUGGUGUCGCCAGCUUGUCAUACGAUUCCGCAGGCAAGUCGCGGUUUGGAAUCUUCCCCCGGCAUCAACCUGACGCGGUCCAAUGGUUUGAGACCAAUCCAUGCACUGUCUUCCACACUGCGAAUUGCUGGGACUCGGUAUCGGCACCAACUGAUCUCAAUGGGCCGACAACGUCAGUCAACUUGAUUGCUUGCCGGCUCACAUCCGCAUCGUUAGUCUUCAGCGCAGGCAAUCUCCCUACACCAGAAGUGAAGCCGGUCCCGCCUGAGUAUGCAGAGGAAGAGCAGUGUCGGCUCUACUACUACAACUUCCCCCUGUCAGGCAUCCCCGGCGUCCAGUUCAACAUCCGACAUCAAUGGGCUUUGUCGGCCAUCUCACUCGAGUUUCCCACUGUAUCACCGGAGUACUCGAUGCAAGAGGCUCGUUACGUUUACGGUUGUUCGACUGGAGAGGCCUCCUACACCGUCGCGCUUGGCAAAGCGGCCAAGAUUGACCAUUUGGCCAAGGUCGACGUCCGUACGCUGAUCAACCGAGGAAUUGCGAAACCCCCACAACCAGUCAAAGGCUGUGUUGACACACGCAAUGUGACUCAGGUUCUGGAGAGUAAGGACCCGAAAGACCCAAUCAAGCUGUUCAAGAUGCCCGAGGGCUGGUAUGCCCAGGAGCCACGCUUUGUGGCUCGAUCGCAGCCGCAGACGGAGGACGACGGGUGGUUGUUGACUUACGUCUUUGACGAAUCACAACUUGACAGCAAGGGGGUCUGUCGCCCUAACGCCGCGAGCGAGCUUUGGAUAAUCGAUGCCAAGGAAAUGAAGAGUGUGGUUGCAAGAAUAAAGCUACCACAGCGUGUGCCAUACGGAUUGCAUGGUACCUGGUUUAGUGAAGACGAAAUCAGGUGCCAGAUACCUUUUGAAAGAGUGCGUACCGUUCAUAAUGACGACCAGAAGAUGGAAGCAUUCCAGGAAGAUGGGGAUGACAGCGAUGAUGAGCUCAUGGGCCUGCUGGCGUUGGACUCUUUGAUACCAUAG
This is a messenger RNA of Colletotrichum siamense, 1950 nucleotides long. It is a transcript of the gene CCD1, whose product is annotated as Carotenoid 9,10(9',10')-cleavage dioxygenase 1. The record is from RefSeq and is a predicted model, not a curated record. The transcript is spliced from 2 exons. Gene Ontology annotation, molecular function: carotenoid dioxygenase activity. The coding region runs from base 1 to 1950 and encodes 649 amino acids. Lineage: Eukaryota; Fungi; Ascomycota; Sordariomycetes; Glomerellales; Glomerellaceae. Gene Ontology annotation, biological process: carotene catabolic process.